UAGUCUUACCCCUUGUUCCAAGAGAGUCUGCAGUGUUAUGAUCAUUGUGCCGGAGUGCACCCACGCGGGCAUGCAGGCAGCCCCUGGCGAAGCUGCGUCGUCCUUCCCGGACCACCGAUACCGCUCACCUACCGCCUGCUGAUCCACCGCACCGCGUAGCCGUCAGACGGAUUAGUUACAUCGGCGUGGCUGAUCUCUCGCCUCCCGCUAUUGGUGCUUCUGACUUGUCGCCGUCAAGCCGCGAGGGCUGAUCCAAUUAUGUGUUUAGCGUCGAGGUGCUAAUAAUAGAGAAAAUUACAGGUUAAAAAAAAAAGUUUGCGGUCUUGAAGGCGGCGGUAAAUGAGCAAAUUAACAGGGGCUCCAUGACGCUGCCAACCUGGAUGUCCGUGCCGAGGACUAGCUGCUGCUUCCGGGGAGGCAUCGAAGGAGCGAGGCGAUGAUCGGAAGAAUUCUUUUCAAUGCUUGGUGGUGGAAGCACUGAAGACAAACAUACACAAAAACACUGCUGGGUUGCGUAUGUGACCAGGUGACACGCUGGAAUGUGUGCAGGAUGAGCAGCACAUUCGUCACAUUAGCAGAAGUCCUGGAGGCCCGAGGGGGGCCUCUGCUGGAGGAGGAGGUUUGGGCCCUGCUGCUGGCCACUGCAGCGUGUUUGGAGGAUGCCUCCGAUAAAGGUCAAAACAACAUGUGCAAUAUCAUAAGCCCCACCUCCUUGCUGCUGUCAGCUACUGGUAGCCUAGCAUUUAAAAACUGUGGCCUAUCAGAGGAGGUAUCGACCUUCACUGCUCCAGAGAUGCUGCAGGGCCGCUCCAGCUCAACCAAACCUGCCAUAGAGAGGAUGCUGGUGUAUUCACUGGGUAUGACUCUCUACUGGUCAGUUGAUUUUCACCUACCUCAAAAUCAGCCAGUCCAGUUGAGCGACCAUCUCAACAGCCUCGUCCUAAGCAUGUGUGAAGAUGUGUCCCAUCGCAGACUUACCAUCAGCUCCAUCCUGGAAGCCUGUGAGUGUCAUCAGAAAGCCUCUAGCCUGCCUCCUUCGGCCGACGUCAUCAGGCAGCUGGUGGAGGAGGUCUUUCGUGAACCGAUGGACCACGGUUCUGACAGCAACUUGCCUCUGAGUGGGCGGAGCCAGAUGAUCAGAGAAAGGCUUCAUGGAAGGAGAGGACCAUUUGCAGACUUCACUGAAAGUUGUCCAGAGAGGAGAAGAUACUCCACUGACUCCGAUUCAAAGUCAGCUGUUCUUCCAAGCUGUUUACCUCAGAGAUCUUGGAAACAUCGGCCAAGAAGCUCACCCACACCUUUGUAUCAAUCGUCUUUAGAAAGGCUCCCACGAGGGGCUCGUCACAGGGACAGCACCUGCAGUUGGCUCGGCCGAAGCCCCCACCAUGACGUCUCUCCCAAGACAUCAGGCAGGUCUCACAGUCCUUCCAUCACCUUCAGUGAAUCCUCCAUCAGCUUGAGCCAGAGGAAACCUAAGGCUUUGGGUCCAGAGUUUAUCCGAAUGGCUGAUGAACAGCAAAUUGUUCUUGAGCUUCCAGGAUCUAUUGUGUCCAGGAAGGGCCGCUUAUGUUCGUCUCAGAGGGAAGUGACGGUGGUGCUGCCAAGCGGCCAGUACGUGGUAGUCCGCUGCGACAUCAAGUCCCGUGCGAGGGACGUGUUUGACAUGGUGGUGGCUCACGCUAACUUAGUGGAGCACUUCUACUUUGGCCUUGCAUUUCUUGACGAUGAUGAAUAUUUUUUUUUGGACAACGAAACAAAAAUCUCCAAAGUUGCUCCUGAUAGUUGGAAGAAAGGGCAAAUACUUUCCUUUUUGGUCUUCCUUCGAGUCAAAUUUUUUGUCGAUGAUAUUGCCUUUGUUUUGCACAGAUUAACACGCCACCAGUACUAUUUGCAGAUGCGGAAGGACAUUUUAGAGGAUCGCCUCUACUGCAACGAGGAGACGGGCUUGUUCCUGGCUGCCCUCGCUCUGCAGGCUGAAUUUGGGGAUUACAUGCCAGAGUUGUACGGGAAGAGUUACUACCAGCUAGAGCACUAUGUGUCAAAGAGAAUGCUUGAUAAGUUGGCUUUGCCCAAUGUGAAGGAUGAGCUGCCAAGACUGCAUGCAAGUCAUGCUCCAAUGCCGCCCGACGAGGCAGAAACAGAAUAUCUCAAAAUUGCUCAGCAACUACCAGAGUAUGGAGUUAUGUUCCACCGUGUGGGAAGAGAAAAAAGGCCUUUGAUUGGUGAAUUGGUUUUGGGAGUGUGUGCCAAAGGAAUAAUCAUGUACGAGAUGAAGAAUCAGGUCCGGACCGUCAGCAGACGCUUCCUCUGGAGUGAAACAGACGCAAUUUCCACUGGGCGCCGUAAACUGAUCAUCGAAUGUGGUGGACCAAGCGGUAGAAAGCACAGUUUUAUAACAGAGAGCUCCAAAAUAGCACAAUACAUCCUCAACCUCUGCUCCGCACAACACAAGUUCCACAGCGAGAUGACAUCACGGCAACUUAAUCACAGUAUGAUGCCAGAUGAAAACAUGUCUGUUUAUGCGGGUUGUAACCUGAACCUGAAGCGGAUCUCGUGCUCUGAGGGCAUGUUGAACCACGUUGGUUUAGCCCCAGGUCAACCGGAUCCGCUGUCUAAAUCUUGCGAGGACCUGAGCGCCAAGUUGGAAGCUAGACUCCGCCAUCAGAGAGAGAUGAGGCGGGAGAUGAGUAGAGAGCUGAACAAAGACCCUCCAGAAACUGGAGAAGGGGAUUUGAAAGAGCGUCCUUACUGGAGCACACCAGAGUCGAUUCCUAGAAUGAUGUCAAGUGUCUCGCUGCAGAAAGACUCGGAUGUAUCUUCAAUACGAGUUGAUACACCGACAAGGUCUUCACCAGAGAGAGAAAUUAUCUGCGUAAGUCUCAAGAAAGAUCCCAAACUUGGCUUUGGCUUUGUGAUUGUGGGCGAGGACAAUACAGGUAAACUCGACCUUGGUAUCUUCAUUGCUUCCAUUGUACCAGAUGGACCUGCGGACAAAGAUGGACGGAUCAAACCAGGUGGACGUCUCAUUUCUUUAAAUAAGACUAGUUUGGAAGGGGUAACAUUUAGCGAUGCUGCUGCCAUUUUACAGAAUAGUCCAGAGGAAGUGGAGCUGAUUGUGUCCCAGCCCAAACAGUGUUUGAAAGACAGCAAGAACUCAUUGUGCCAAAGUACAUUGGGCUUGGCAUUGGAAAGGAGCUUUGGUUCUCAGACCACCUUAAGUGGGACUGAGUAUCGACACGCCAUGGAUGAACUGGAGGAUGCCAUCACGCUUUCUAGCAUGGCCACGCCCAAGCAGAACAGGAAGCUUCACAUACCUGUGGUGCGGAUACAUGACGCGCAGGACAUGUGUUCCAGGUCUCCCUCUAUUUUAAGUCUAAAAACUGGGGAGAAGUUUUCAGUGGAGCUAAAGAAGACUGGUGGGAGUCUUGGCAUUAGUGUUGCUGGAGGAUUAAACACAAGUGUGAGACAUGGUGGCAUCUACAUAAAAAGUCUAGUGAUUGGGGGUGCUGCUGAGCAGGAUGGACGCAUUCAAAUUGGUGACAGACUGCUUGAGGUUGACGGCUCCAACCUGAGGGCAGUGACACACCAACAAGCUGUCGAGUGCCUAAAGCGGACUGAGGAGGUGGUGAACCUGCUGCUGGAGAGGGAACCUACAGUCAUCUUGGAACCCAGAACCGAAUACGCCCUCCCAGGCUCCAUCCAGCCCCCAAGGACUGAGGUCUCCUUGGAAACAACCUUGAGUAGCCGGGCAAAGGACUACAGCUUUGUCACUGAUGAAAACACGCAUGAAGUGAUCCUGAAGAAGAGUUUGUCAGGUCUAGGCUUCAGUUUUAACAUUUCCUAUUACAACUCGGGGCAAGACCGUGGCAGCGUGGUCCGUAUCAAGCGUCUGUUCCCCGGUCAGCCAGCCCAUGAGAGUGGUCUCUUACGAGAAGGGGACAUUAUUCUGUCUGUCAACAAAGAACCUGUCAAGGACCUUUCCUACCAGAGGGUAUUGUUCCUGUUAAGAGGUGCCCCUUCUGAAGUUCAUCUCUUGAUCUGUCGACCCGGUCCAACAGUGCUGUAUGAUGCUGAUGACAACACACUGAGUCCUGCACCUACCAGGGAGAUCCGAUCCCGGUCUCUGGACAUCCGUCUAGGAGAUGACUACAGCCAGUUUCUUAAUUUUCAAUUUGAUGUCAAUUUAGCUGCUCAGAGCACAGUCCCUAGUCUCCAGGAGGAGCUGAGUGACACAGUCCAGAAAAGUCCAGAACCAGGUGCAGCUCCAAGUAUUUUUGAUGGACCAGUACAAGGUGAACAGACACCUCAGUCUAUACCCCGGGCACAGUCUCCUCCUAUACCCAGCUCUCCCACAUCGCCUCCGACACCAAUCUCACCAGCCUCGCCAGCUUCUCCGACGUCACCCGUCUCGCCUCCGGUCUGCUUUCGACCAGCUCAUCAAGAGACACAGCUGUCUGUGGGAAAAUCAGAAGAACAACUGGAAGUAGAAAUAGAGAAAUCAAGCGAGGAUGAGCAGAAGGCCAUUGCAACAAGUUCAACAGAAAUAUAUGAUGUCUUUCCGAAGACUUCUUCAAACUCCAUGUAUGCCAGUGGUGUUCGAGAGGAGGCAGAUGGAAGCGUGACCUACUGCCUGGUUGGGAAUGGAUUGACUAUUAUGGCAGAUGAGGAGUAUUUGACCAUCAGUUCCACGCUGGAACCUCAACAGAAUUUUCAAUCCAAUCAGGCCACUCAAACACCAUUAUCAAACAUCACAAACCUGAGCUCGCAAACGCCAACCACUUCAUCAAGUUUCUCUCAAACGUCAAACACCCCAUCUGGUCUUUCGCAGACCUCUAACAAUUCAUCAAGUUUCUCUCAAACGUCAAACACCAUAUCUGGUCCCUCGCACACCUCUGACAGUUCAUCAAGUUUCUCUCAAACUCCAACUUCUUUCUCUCAGCCUUCUAACAAUGCAUCUAGUUUUUCUCAAACCUCUAACACAUUGUCCAGUUUCAGCUCACAGAACCCAAAUAGUCCCAUAUCUCCUCUUAACCUCUCAUCUGACACCCUAACUACUUGUACCCUGGCACACCCGUCUCAACCGCUCACAACCCAGCCGUCCAAAGCCAAGCAUCACCCAAUCCACCAGGGACAGCAAUUUCCACUGCAAUGCAAAGCCGUUGCUAAGAACAGUCAGCCUGCAGUGGGGCUCUCUCAAAAUUCUGCUCCAACGGCUGGCCCCAUCACAACACAGAUAAUCUCCUCAACGCCUCCUUGCAUCACUGGACCCGCUCCCACCCUUGCAACCACAAUAUUACCUGCAGCUGCCCAGAGUCAUAUUCAGCAUAGAGAGGAGCCAGAGAAGAAAGGAAAAGAUGAGGAGGAGGAUGAAGACGAUGAAGAAGAGAGUAGAAGAAAGGGAUUGGUAAAAGAGUUUGAGUUGACCGUCCUUCUGACCAAGUCCAGGAGUGGAAGCUUCGGCUUCACCAUCACCCGAAGCAAAUUGGACAAUUGCUACUAUAUACAGGAAGUACUGGACAACCCAGCAAAGGCAGAUGGACGCCUCAGAGCUGGAGAUCGACUUAUCACGGUAAAUGGACAUGACGUCACCAAUGUGGCAGAUGAAGUUGCGAUGACGAUUCUCCGGUCCUCUCCCAGAAGACUUAGUAUGACCCUGGGCAGGGCUGUUACUAAUCUGGUGGCACCGCCUUCUUGCGACAGCUUGCCUGAUAUUGUCCUCUACAAGACACCUUCAGGACAGCUUGGCAUUAAACUAACCGGUGGCAUUGGCAGCAAAUGGCAAGGCAUUUACUGUCUGGAGGUUGUGCCAGGCUCCCCAGCUAGCGAAGAGGGCAGUGUCCAACCCAACGACAAGAUCCUGUACAUCUGUGGCAGUUGCACUUUGGGAAUGACCCUUGAUGACGCCGUCAAAGCUUGCGAGCUCGCCCCGCGUAAAGUCAAACUUAAAAUCCUGAGAGACGACCAGCCAGUGACUCCCAAGGCUAAAUGGAACGGUCUGUUUGACUGGAAAAAAGAUAGGAAGUUCUUUGCGCGUUUUGAAGAGCCUGUCUCGCCUGACAAAGAAUCACCUCCUGAAGAGGUUGAAGUUGUCAGUAGAACUGGUGGCAAUUUCAGAUGUCUGUCUGUGGCUGAACAGCAAGAUAGUUGCAUCAUGCAAGUAGAGUUUACCAAACCAGAAGGAGGUGGCCUUGGCUUUGCACUGGUUGGGGGGACCAAUGGCAGCAUGCUCAGAGUGAAAGAAAUCUGCUCUGGUGGAGUAGCUGAGCUGGAUGGCAGACUUAGAGUGGGAGAUAUUCUUCUCGAGGUAAACGGUGUCAUUGUGUCGGGACUGAGCCACAGCAAGGUGGUGGAUAUCCUCCGUAAAGCUGAAGGCAUAGUGCAGCUCACUAUCUGCAGAGACAUCCUGCCAUUGACCUAUUCCGAAUCACCUACGCCACCCAACAUGGCCACAGGUGCCGAUGCUGUCCAGGCAGAGCAGCCAGCUCCAGUUAAUACCUCUGAUGCCUCUUCCGCUCCUGACGCCAUGAUUAACAAGCCAGUGGAUUGCCUCCCUGCAGAGUGUGUUUUUAAUGAAUCAGGUGUUUUAGUCACUAUGCCACCCCCUCCUCCACGACAACUAACUGUGGUCAUGGAUGAUACACCAAUUAAUCAGGAGAGCUGUGACAGUACCCCUUCUCAUCAAGCUUGCUGCCCAUCACUGAAUGUUACUGAAAUGUUGCAUGGAGCUUCUGACAGGAAACACACUGUGACCAAACUGUUGGAUCGGUCGUGCAAAGGCAUCCAGAAACCAGAGUCAGGCGGCUGGAGCAGCGAAGAAGAAGAUGAGGUGUUUGACCCCACUGCCCGCCAAACUGCCUCCGCACAGACAGGCCCGCCCAUAGUAUCAGAGGAAGAACUGUCCAAUUUAGCCCUGAUUAGCCCAUCAAGAAGCAGCCAGUAUUCGGGCUCCAGGGUAAAAGCCAUCAUCCAGAUUCUGCACCAUCAACUUGACCAGCAGGAACUGGUCAAAGAAUUCAUGGCUCUAGAGCACCUAAAGCCUACUGAUGACUGUGUGGUGGGAAAAGCCCCUGAGAACAGAGACAAAAACCGCUACAGAGACAUCCUGCCCUACGACAAAACCCGCGUCACCGUUGGAGACAAGCAGGAUUACAUCAAUGCCAGCUACAUCCGCAUGCAAGCGGGAGGUGAGGCGCUUUCCUACGUCUCCUGCCAAGGGCCGCUACCCUCCACAGUGGCUACGUUUUGGCAGAUGAUCUGGGAAAACAAAUCAGACGUGAUUGCCAUGAUGACUCAAGAAGUAGAACGAGGGAGGGUGAAAUGUCACAAGUACUGGCCCGGGAAUCCCAAAGAGCCCCUGGACACGGGCAAGUAUCACAUCUACCUGGAGAACCAGCAGCGUUUGCAAUAUUUCCACAUCAAGGUCAUCCGGAUGGUGGAAACUGAGACAGCAGAGACCCACACCGUCCAUCAUCUGAAUUUCACCCACUGGCCUGAUCACGGUGUUCCGCACGACUCCGAGCAACUGGUUCGCUUCAUUCGCUACCUACGUUCGGUUCACCACCAUGGCCCUGUCACGGUCCAUUGCAGCGCGGGAAUCGGACGCUCAGGUGUUCUAAUCUGUACGGACAUUAUCCUCAGCCUCAUCGAGAAGGAUUUGCCUAUUAACGUCAGCAACAUCGUAAAGGAGAUGAGACUUCAGCGCCAUGGGAUGAUUCAGACCAAGGAACAGUACCUCUUCUGCUACAAAGUCUGGUUGGAGGUUUUACAGGGCAUUUUACAGCUCCAUGGCACCCAGUGGCAACCGGAAAGUCCCCAAGACCACAAAAUAGUUUGAAUGUUUUGAUUUGUGCGACCACAAGCACUGGCAACACCUUCUUCUUGAACUCUUGUCUGUUUUCAUACUGUGUGCUGUCUAGAUGUACGCAGGAAAAAAAUGCACUUGUGUUGAACCUCGAUCUCUUAAAGGAAUCCUUGCGUUUUUUUCAGGCUUAGCAAUUUGCCUUACGCCUCGAAUAUUGCAUUCAAUGUCGAAAGUCUUUAUGUGGUAUUUCAUUUGCAAAUUGCCAUCAUAAUAGUCCAACAGUCUGGUAGGAACUCGAAUAAGGUCACAUAAAAUCAUCUUACCAAAGUUUAUAUCUUGAUGAAUGUGAGUUUUUAUUUCAUAAAGUGCAUUUGUACCCUAGAAGGAGAGAGAGAUUAAGGGCAACACCAUUAAUUCUGUAAAUCACCUAAAGCAAUGAAAAGAAUCAAGUGCCUUGGAAUCAAUCCUGAGCUGCUUCAGUCACACGCAGACGGGCCGACAGAGCGACCACACUGUUUGAGAGCACUCGCGAGACCUUGGACUGAAUGUGCACUGUUUUUGCUAAUUAAUGUGAAUGCUUGCUUCAAAUCACAGGCAAGACAAUGACAUAUUACCUAAGGUUUAGUGCAAGUCACUCCGUCGGUGUGUAUACUUUCCUAUUUUGUAUAAAAUACAAACAAAAUAAUUGUCCUUAAAACCCCUGGCAGGAGAGGUGGGUAGUAACGUGUUACAUUUAAUCUGUUACAUUUACUUGAGUAACUUUUUGAGAAAAAUGUACUCAACACUGUACUCCAAUACAAAAAUGUACACAAUAUGUUUUACUUGAGUAGAUUUGUGAAGAAGAAACACUACUCUUACUCCUCUACUUUGGGCUACACUAGAGUCGUUACAUUUUACCUCUUAAUUCUACGUAUUGAUUUUAUUUUUGCCAGAGAUGCCGACAGAGGCAGUCUCAUUUUCACUAAUGAGACAUUGCAACAAUAACCACUUGCUCCAUUACAGUGAUCCCUUGCAGAUUUUUUUUCAAUUAAAGAAAAAAAAUACAGCAUUUUGUAGUGAUGUCCUGAUCUGCUCACAUUCAGCCUAUUCCUCCUGCUGCUUUUCUUGCUCAACAGGGAGCUGCAGCUUGUUAAAGUUAACGAUGAGGGACAAGGGUGCUGCGUUUAUUUUGGCAGGAAAAGCUUGGGAGCGCUACCUUGGCGCCGAGUCGUUUAGCUUGGUAAACACUAGCUGUACUGUGUUGUCCAUCCAUCCAUCCAUCAUCUGCCGUUUUAACCGGGGUCAGCAGGAAAGCCCAGACUUCCCUCUCUUCAGCAACUUCAACCAGCUCCUCCGGCAGGAUCCCAAGGUGUUCCCAGGCCAGCCGAGAGACAUGGUCUCUCCAGCGUGUCCUGGGUCGUCCCCGGGGCCUCUCGCCGGUGGGACAUGCCCGGAACACCUCUCCAGGGAGCGUCCAGGAGGCAUCCGAACCAGAUGCCCGAUCCACCUCAACUGGCUCCUCUCAAUGCGAAGGAGUAGCGGCUCGACACUGAGUCCCUCCCGGAUAACUAAGUUUCUCACCCUAUCUCUAAGGGAGACCCCGGACCCCCAGAGGAGGGAACUCAUUUCGGCCGCUUGUAUCGAGGAUCUGUUUUUUUCAGUCACGACCCACAGCUCGUGACACAGGUGAGGGUAGGAAAGUAGAUCGAUUGGUAAAUCGAGAGCUUCGUCUUUCGACUCAGCUCCUGCUUCACCCCAACAGACCGGUGCAGAGCCUGUCGAUCUCCCGCUCCCUCCUUCACUCACCCGUGAACAAGACCCGAAGAUACUUGAACUCAUAGACUUUGGGCAGGAUUUCAUCCCCGACCCGGAGAGGGCACGCCACCUUUUUCCGACUGAGGACUCACAUGCCACCUCGAGGACCCUGCCGAGGUUUUAGAGCCGGUCCACUGUUCCACGGACGGGACGAAAACCACACUGCUUCUCCUGAAUCAGAGAUUCGACUUCCCAAUGGACCCUCCUCUCCAGCACCCCUGAA
Corythoichthys intestinalis (scribbled pipefish) is the source of this 9818-nucleotide messenger RNA. It is a transcript of the gene ptpn20, whose product is annotated as protein tyrosine phosphatase non-receptor type 20. Lineage: Eukaryota; Metazoa; Chordata; Actinopteri; Syngnathiformes; Syngnathidae. The record is from RefSeq and is a predicted model, not a curated record. Gene Ontology annotation, cellular component: cytoskeleton. Bases 551 to 7834 code for a protein of 2427 amino acids. Gene Ontology annotation, biological process: protein dephosphorylation. Gene Ontology annotation, molecular function: protein tyrosine phosphatase activity; protein binding. The transcript has 47 exons.